This is a messenger RNA of Pogona vitticeps (central bearded dragon), 4829 nucleotides long. Lineage: Eukaryota; Metazoa; Chordata; Lepidosauria; Squamata; Agamidae. The record is from RefSeq and is a predicted model, not a curated record.
AAUUCCAAUGACUAUCACUUUUCAAAUAACUCUUCUGCUUUUUUCCCCUCCCUUCUGGCAGCCUUUAGCCAUGUAGAAACCCGAGCCCACGCAGAGGAGCGUCUUCUGAAGAAACUCUUCUCGGGAUAUAACAAGUGGUCCCGGCCGGUUGCCAAUAUAUCUGAUGUGGUCAUUGUGCGCUUUGGAUUGUCCAUUGCACAACUUAUAGAUGUUGAUGAAAAGAACCAAAUGAUGACCACGAACGUGUGGGUGAAGCAAGAGUGGCAUGAUUAUAAACUUCGUUGGAACCCUGAGGAAUAUGAAAAUGUUACAUCAAUACGAAUUCCUUCCGAACUGAUUUGGAGGCCUGACAUUGUUCUCUACAACAAUGCUGACGGGGAUUUUGCCGUCACCCACCUCACCAAAGCCCACUUGUUCUACGACGGACGUAUCAAAUGGAUGCCUCCAGCCAUCUACAAAAGCUCCUGCAGCAUCGACGUCACCUUCUUCCCUUUUGAUCAGCAAAACUGCACCAUGAAGUUUGGCUCGUGGACUUACGACAAGGCCAAGAUAGACCUGGAGAGUAUGCACCGCCAUGUGGACCAGCUGGAUUAUUGGGAAAGUGGAGAAUGGGUGAUCAUCAAUGCCGUGGGCAAUUAUAACAGCAAGAAGUAUGAGUGUUGCUCAGAGAUCUAUCCUGACAUCACGUAUUCCUUCAUCAUCAGGCGGCUCCCUCUGUUCUACACCAUCAACUUAAUCAUCCCUUGUCUCCUGAUCUCCUGCCUGACUGUCUUGGUCUUCUACUUGCCUUCAGAAUGUGGGGAGAAAAUCACUCUUUGCAUCUCAGUCCUUCUGUCUUUAACUGUCUUCCUUCUCCUCAUCACCGAAAUCAUCCCCUCCACCUCCCUGGUCAUCCCUUUGAUUGGGGAGUACCUGCUGUUCACAAUGAUUUUUGUCACCUUGUCCAUCAUCAUCACUGUGUUCGUGCUGAAUGUCCACCACCGCUCCCCUCGCACCCACACUAUGCCAGAUUGGGUGAGGAAGGUCUUCCUCGAUAUUGUCCCACGUCUCCUCUUUAUGAAGCGCCCUUCGACCGUGAAGGACAACUGCAAGAAGCUCAUCGAAUCCAUGCACAAAAUAGCCAACUCUCAACGUUUCUGGUCUGAGACUGAAGUGGAACCCAAGUUCACUACCUCAUCCUCCAAUAGUCCCCAAAGCAACGAGCAAUCACCCACUUCCUCUUUUUGUGCUCAUCUUGAUGACCAAGUGAAACCACCCCCUGUCUGCAAGUCACCUUCUGGCCAGUACUCCAUGUUGCUUGCAGAGCCCAUUCGGGCUAGUUGCACGUCCCUCCAACCUCCCUGUCACCCACUGGGAGACUCCCAAUCCAGUUCAAUCUCCAAAAGCAGAUCACUCAGUGUCCAACAGAUGUACAGCAGCCCAGGAAAGGCAGAAGAAGGAACCAUACGCUGUCGGUCCAGGAGCAUCCAAUAUUGCUACUUGCAAGAGGAAUCCUCACAGACCAACGGACAGUCCAGUGGGUCACCGGCCUCUCCACGGUGCCAUCUCAACGAGGAGCAGCCCAAAGCCAAGCCUACUCAUUGCAAAUGCAAGUGUAAAAAAACCGAGUCAACCAACACAGCAGGGCAAGGGAGCAAGACUCUGGGCAUGAAAGAUCAGCAGCUUCUGCUGAUGUCACCUGCCUUGAAGUUAGCUGUGGAGGGUGUCCAUUAUAUCGCAGACCACCUGAGAGCAGAAGAUGCAGAUUUUUCAGUGAAGGAAGACUGGAAGUACGUCGCAAUGGUCAUCGACAGAAUCUUCCUCUGGAUGUUCAUCAUUGUCUGCUUGCUGGGGACAGUGGGUCUCUUCCUCCCGCCUUGGCUGGCAGGAAUGAUCUAGGAACAAAAUAACUCAGAACCCGAACCCGUUGCAUCCCAUUCCAGAGAUUUCAGUCCACCGGGCAAGAAGGGGCAAAGCUGAACGCUGGAGGCAACUGCUAUGAAUAACAAAACCAUAACGUCUGCGCAUGAACUGUUUCCUGGAUGUUCUGGGGCUGCCUGUCUAAGGUUGCAUCACUGCCUAGGCCAUCUUCAUCUUCUAUAUCUCUUUGAGGGUGGGAGGGAUGGGAGGGAGCUGGUUAAUUAAAGUCUAUCCAUAGCAUGGUGGCAUUCGUUGUCGUAUAUACUCCUAAGGACACAGCUGUGGUCCCUUUGUAGUGAGUGCCAACAGAAGCACUCUCAGACAGACUCAGUCCCUAUGAGUCAAAUGAGAAGUUAAACACUCCAGCUUGGUGUUGAGUGAAGGUGUUCCUCACCCAAACAGUCUGAUUUCAGAGUUUUCAUUUGCACAAUAGGUAAGGAGUUCUGAAGCCCAAGAAAGUGGCUAGAGCCAGAAUCCUUGUUUCCCACUUCAUGCGCCCAAUCAUUCUUUAUAUGAGUGGUUGAGGUUUUUUUUCUUUCUGGCCUUGCACAAGAAGGGAUCCAGAACACCAUCACUGCGAGAAGAUUAUUAGCCUUGUGAUUGUUAGAACCUCUUAGUGAAAACAAAAUAUUCCCAAGUCCAGGAACAAGUUUUCCUGAUCCUCAGAGUUUCAUAUCACAGCAAAACUGAGUAAACAGAUGAAAAGACAUGUUUGUUUGUCUAUCCACAUUUUGAUGGGUUGACAUAGGUCAGUGGUGCCCAACCUUGAGUCCCCAGAUGUUCUUGGACUACAAUUCCCAGAAAUCCUGGCCAACACAGCUAGUGGGGAAGGCUUCUGGGACCUUUAGUCCAAGCACAUCUGGAGACCCAACAUUGGGAACAAAAUGGCUAGAUCAUCUAGGCACUGGAGCAUAAUGACUGGAAGAUUCACAUUGAGCUGGGCUGUAUCGCAUCCGGCUGGAUUGUGGGGGAGAUCACCUUUGAAAACAUACCAAACUAAUACGCCAGAAAGAAGGUGAGGCUACAAGUAGUUCUGCCUAACUUGUUAAAUUUAUAUUGGCAGAAACAGUUUGUGGGUGAGAAAUAUGAGAGCUAGACAUGAAAUAGUUCACUUGCAGUUUUACAUGGGGCAGCCUAGCACAGCUUGUGCCAUUCGGUGAGUGAGAUUGUGUGUCAGCUUUGGGGCUCUGAGAUAAAGGGAGGAGAAAGCCGGCUGUAUUUCAGACCCCUAAAAAUACACAAGGGUCCUGUUUCCCUCAGUGCUGAAAGGGCUUUAAAAGCAGAGCUUUGAACGUUUCUGUUUUUGUGGACUACGACUCGUAUAAUUCACUGGGGAUUUCUGGGAGCUGAGGUCAAAAAAAAAAGAGAGAAGCAUUUCCAAGUUCUAUUUGAAAGCUCACCAGGCAUCUUCCUCUGUAAUGCCAGUGAUGUGAAAAUUCAGUUUCCCUUCUCUGUUGAGUUGAAACAGUGCCUCAAAGCUAUGAUUCCAGAAUAUACUAGCUAUGUUGGUCACCAGGAAAGUCUGGAGAGAUCCAAAAUGCUGCUUACAACACCGUUUACUAGACAGACAACAAAACAGGAAUUGUGGCAAACUUCAAAAGCAUCUAGAAGUAGCAAGCAUCAUGAUUGUUAUGUUACCUCUGCUAUCAAAGACAAAAGGCCUUUCAGUUCCAGUUUUGGGUGAAGGCAAACCACCGAGCAUUACUGCUAAGUUUACAAGGCCAGGACCAUUCCGUUCCCUAGAUUUCAGGGGGAAUGCCUGAGAUCCAGGGGUGAACCCUCACAAAGCCAUAGCAGGUAGGUCAUUCAGCAACAAUUGCGUGUACAGUAUAAGAAAGAAAGAGAGCGGGGAGAGAGAAUGGGGUAAUGCUGGAGCAUUCAGCAUCAAGAACAGCUCUGAAACAUGCAGGUUAAUGGAAAAGACAAGGACACUCCUAAGUAAGUCAAAAUGGCAUGUCCCCAAAUCUAAGAUUGCCAGCUUGCAGGAUCUCAUUCCCUGAAAUUUUUGGGAGCUGGGAGCUGAAGAAUAGACCACAAGAAGAACACACCCCAAAAAAUAGACCCAAAACCAGGGAGCUGAAGAAUAGACCACAAAAUCUGAUUCUUGGAGUUCAAAGCCAACACCCGGUGAUGCCAACCUUUGUAUUCAUGUCCUGGUUUUCCUGGGUGUCUAGAUAUCUUCUGUGGGAGCAGAAAGCUAGACUAGAUAUAAGCCUUUGCUAUGAUCCAGCACAACACUUACACUCUUAACUGCACCACACUCUUCCUCCUGAAGGCUUGGCCAACAAAGAACCCUAAAAACCGAUACUCUACCAACUCUGUGGUUCAAAUACAAGGCAUUUUUAGCAACAUUAUCCUCAUAAGCUAUGAGUGCCUCCUAUUUGUUUUCAAGCCAUCAAGAUUAAUUUGCAUAAUAUAAUCCAGUUGUAGAAUUCACAUUUUCUAGAGGUGUAAUGUGGAUUAUUCUCCUGGUGAGACAUAAAUGCAGUCUAAUAUUGACAAGGAGUGUUAUCUCCCGCAAUCCACCACAAAGAAGACACAGCUUCAACUCUUGGAUCAAGCCAUAGUUAUUGACCAGAGCAGAAAGGGACAUCUAAAGCCACAUAACCCAUCACCACUUUUGGUACAUGUGAGAAGGGAGUUGAAGGAAAGGGUGUUUAAAAUAUGAAUGCUCUCCUUUAUGGCUUGAUCAUCUUUGCUAGAACUACAUGUGGAUCUGUCCUAAAUUUUUAGUCCAUUCCAGUCUUUCUCUUGAGAAUAUGAACUCAGGUUAAUUCUUCAGAUUUUUUCAGAUGACACAGGCGAAAUGGGGUGGAGGAUCUUCAGAAGGGAGGGAGAUAGAAAAAUGAGGAUGAUUCCUUCAGAUUUUUAUUCCCCAUCAAUUUGGGCCCAUCCUUUCUCAGUUCAGAGAAACAAUUGUUGAAGCUUCA